AUGAGUUAUCGAGCGGAUAAGAUAUUCGAAGCACUCGAAGAACAAAACCGAAAAUUGCACAAGCAUGUUGAAGAACAGGCUAAAACAACACCAGCAAACCGAUACGACAAAUCAUUUGAUGCGGAAGUCGUGUUGCUAGGGCCAGAUCAAAGAAAUAAUAAUCCUGAUCUCAAUCAAGAGAAUGAAUCGAAUACUGAGCAACCUGUUCGUGAUGAUAUUUUAGACGGCUCAGAUCAACUCAAUGAUAUGCAACAUAUGACUGAAUUUUCAUCAGAAACAAUCAGCAAACCUGGUGUUAGUAAACUAUCAUUACAGGAUGAUAGUACUGAGAGCAAUGAAGUUGGGACUAAGCUGUCGUUUCGAAAAAUCAUAGUAUCAUCAUACAACGAAAAUAGCGGUUCAUCAGAAGAAGAUCCAUUCUCCUCAGGUUCAAGCGAUAAUUAUGAACCGUCUAGCGAAAGUGAUUCGGAUUCCGAAACUGUCGAAAGUCCUGAUACACCAGUGCCGGCUGAGGAACCCAAAAGCACUUUUUCACGAGUGCUUAUGCCUGCUGAGGAACCGAAAAUCGCCGAUCCACCAGUGCCGGUUGAGGAACCCGAAAACACUUCCUCACGAGUGCUUAUGCCCCCUGUAGAACCCAGAAUCGUUGAUCCUGCAGUGCCGGCCGAGGAACUCGAGAGAACUAAUCCGCAAGUGUCUAUGCCUGCUGAAGAACCCAAAAUCGCUGAUCCACCAGUGCAUGUACCUGCUGAGGAACCCGAGUUCCCAGUAAAAGGCAAAAAGCGUGUCAAGAGGGUUGAGACAUGGGCCAAAGAAAAGGCAAAGAGACAGAAAAAUUCUGGAAAAGAAUACCAGUCGAAAAGUGCGUAUAUAGAUGGAGGGCUCUGUAUAGCUGAACUACACAGGAACUAUUCAGAAGAGAGAACCUAUUGUAAUAGAGAAGUUGCAUCUUACGAUACAUACGCUAAAGUUUUCAACACGGAAUACAAUAUAGGGUUCUUCUCUCCAAAAAAAGAUCAAUGUGAUCUAUGCGAAUCAUAUAAAAACGCGAGCAAUGAUGAAAGAAUCAAAUUAGAGGAAAAGUACAACAAACACUCAGAAGAGAAGGAUCUUAGUAGGAAAGUUAAAACUGAAGAUAAAGAGAAGGCAAAAGAACAUGGAGUAAUUCUGGCCGUUUAUGAUUUGCAGGCCGUUCUGCCUGUACCCAUGGGCCAAACAUCCGCAUUUUUUUACAAAAGUCGCCUCAAUUGUUAUAACUUCACGAUCACAAACAUAGGUAAUGACCAAACAAAAUCAUUUUUCUGGCAUGAAGGACUCGGUCACAGAGGAGCAAUAGAGAUUGGGACUUGUGUUCUGAAUUAUCUUCAAGAAAUAUCAGAAAACACACCUGGAAUGGAUGUGAUCUUUUAUUCAGACAAUUGUGGAGGACAACAAAAAAAUAGGUUCCUCAUCGGUGCAUAUUUAUAUGCAGUAGGACGAUUUAAUAUCAAAUCAAUAACACAUAAAUACUUAAUUCGCGGUCAUACUCAAAAUGAAGGAGACGCAAUACAUAGUGUCAUAGAAAGGGCUCUAAAACGAACAAAGAAAUCUGGACCCAUCUACGUGCCAGACCAGUACAUCACAGUCAUUCAAAAUGCUAGGAAGAAGGGAAACCCAGUCGAAGUUAAAGAAAUGGGAUAUGCAGAUUUUGUUGAUAUAAAAUCGUUAUACGACGACAUGGGUAUCAAUAUCUGUAGAGAUAUAGAUGGUAAUGAUUUCAAAAUCAACGAUAUUCGAAUUAUGCAAUUUGAAAGAGGUGCUGACGUAUUCCGUUUCAAGACAAGCUACAAGCAAGAGGAGUGGAGUUUUGUUUCUUUCAGGCCGAGAAGAAGACGUUCUGAGUUGAAAGAUAUUGAAACAGUUACCCUCAAACAUGCAUAUUCUGAAAAUAUAAAAAUUUCUGAGAACAAAAGAAAAGAUCUCAAAUCUCUUAUCGAAGCAAAUAUCAUUCCCAAAUUUUACAGAUAUUUUUAUGAUACAGUUACAAACUGA
Messenger RNA from Phaedon cochleariae (mustard beetle), 2031 nucleotides. The record is from the annotation of a GenBank genome assembly. NCBI's taxonomy places the organism in Eukaryota, Metazoa, Arthropoda, Insecta, Coleoptera, Chrysomelidae.